AUGGGACAUGAGGAGCAUGGAGGGACUUGGCACAUGGACGCAGCUCAACUGGAUACGCAAAGGAAGAAGGGAGAAGCCAUCUUGAAGACCAGCUCGACCGUCUACUCGACCAACCGGUCGAAACUCGACCGGCCAAGCUUCAACUCGAUCGAGCUGAGAACUGAAGAUCGAGUCCAGGAGAAUGCGGAUUUGGGUGAGCCUGAGUGCUACGAUUUUGAGGAGUAUGAGGCUCCAAGGAUGAACCCCUCUGUUGUGGCAGCCCACAAGAGAAUUGGACUUCUCCAAAGGUUCAACAAGUGGCAAGGGAAAGCCAUGGAAAAGAUGCAAAAGUCCAUGGACAAGAUGGUGAGCAAGAUCAAGAGUUUGGAGAAGAAAGUCUCUGGUUCUUCAAGCAAGAAGAAGAAGUCCAAGACUCCCACCAAGGAGGAAGGAGAAGACAACUCGCAGAGGAGGAGGAAGAGUUCCAAAACUCGACGCUCCAACUCGAUCAGCGAGCUCGACCGAGCUGAGGGUCGAGUUGACCUGGAGGAGCCCCUGUUUGAGAACCUUGGGUUCGAGUACGAUUCAACGCAGUACCAGGACUUCUCUCAGACUCUCUGGACUCCCUACAACUGCUUCGAGCAAGCGCAGCUCCUCCAAGGCCAAGGUAGCCACACACAUUUCAACGAUGAAGAAGAGGAAGAAGAGGAGCCUCAAGCUCGAUCGAGUGAGCCGAACCCAGUCGAGUGGAGUGUUCCUGAUGGCCGUCUACCAUCUCCAGACCACGACCUAGUCUCCCAGUUCUUUGGGGGCACUGAGGUCUUUUGGAGCAUUCUGGAGCAUAUGGGACAUGAGGAGCAUGGAGGGACUUGGCACAUGGACGCAGCUCAACUGGAUACGCAAAGGAAGAAGGGAGAAGCCAUCUUGAAGACCAGCUCGACCGUCUACUCGACCAACCGGUCGAGUUCCUCAACUCGACCGGCCAAGCUUCAACUCGAUCGAGCUGAGAAGUCAACAGUCAAACCCGAAAAAUGUUGCUUCCCCCUUGACUUUCCUUUGACCCUAAACCUAAAAUCCUCUUGUAUUUAA
Microthlaspi erraticum is the source of this 1068-nucleotide messenger RNA. The record is from the annotation of a GenBank genome assembly. NCBI's taxonomy places the organism in Eukaryota, Viridiplantae, Streptophyta, Magnoliopsida, Brassicales, Brassicaceae.